Closterium sp. NIES-67 is the source of this 870-nucleotide messenger RNA. Lineage: Eukaryota; Viridiplantae; Streptophyta; Zygnematophyceae; Desmidiales; Closteriaceae. The record is from the annotation of a GenBank genome assembly.
UCCCACCUCCUACAGCGUCCACGAGUUUUGCCCCACCUCCGACUGUCUACCUUGGUGGAGUUCCUUUUCCAGGUUGACGUUGCUCGCUGGUUGCUGAGUAGGCGGCCCGUGGGUUUGUUGACCGCUACCAGAAAACGAAAUCCUGCUGGUAGUGCAAGUUUUCUCCGCACCGUGCGUGGUGCUUCUUUCCGUGUGUUCUAUACGUGAAGCUCACGUAAUUCGUCAGCAGCGUUGUCACUUAAGCUCGUUUUCCCCUCAAGCGUCGCAACCCUUUCUUGUACAUAGAGGCGCGAAUUCGAAGAUGCUGAGGGUUGCUAGUGCACGCUCGCAGGCUCGCCUGGCAACCAUUCUACAACGUGGUUACCACAAGAACGUCGUUGACCACUACAACAAGCCUCGUAACGUCGGAUCGUUCAACAAAAACGACCCUAAUGUCGGCACAGGGCUAGUCGGUGCACCGGCUUGUGGUGACGUCAUGAAGCUGCAGAUUAAGGUUGACGAAAACGGAAAGAUUGUCGAUUCCUGCUUCAAGACGUUUGGCUGCGGAUCGGCGAUUGCAUCUUCUUCCGUCGCCACGGAAUGGGUGAAGGGGAAGUCAGUUGACGAGGUCAUGACAAUCAAGAACAGUGACAUCGCCAAGCAUCUCUCUCUUCCCCCGGUGAAGCUGCACUGUAGCAUGCUGGCCGAGGAUGCUAUCAAGGCAGCAGUCAAGGAUCUCCAGGGCAAAAGAGGAGUAGCUAAUAGCGAGGAUAGUAGCACAGAGGCUGCUGCUGCUGUGCAAGCAGCUUGACUGAUGUGAUGGAUGACUGGCUGUUCUAUGUAAUUGCUGCUUUUCCUUUUCAUACACCUCUGCUUUCUUCAACCAGCGCU